AUGCCUUUUGAUAAUACUAUUGAUGGAGAUUCACUUUUAUUACUGCUUCGAGAUGCUAUUGUACAACAUUCGCCGCUUAAAGAUAUUAAACUCAUUCUUAGUUGUGAACAAUUAAAUAUUAAUGGAGCUGUUCGUCGUGGCCUUAGACCAUUGCAUUAUGCUGUUUUUGAAAAUGAUUUUGAAUGUGUUCGUCUUCUUAUUGAAGAUUAUAGUGCAGAUGUAAAUGUUUUAGAUGAAGCCGGCUAUUCACCUAUGCAUUUAGCUGCAAAAUAUGGUUUUAUUGAUAUCAUGCAUAUCUUAAUUGAUCAUGGUUCUCUUAUUAAUUUUCAUAUAGCAGUAAAUGAUUCUGAAACACGUUCAAUAAUUGCUCCUUAUUAUGAUGUUAUGACAGAACCAUUAAGUCUUUGUUUAGAAAAUAAUCAUAUUGAAUGUGCGCGUUUACUUCUUUGUUCUGGUGCUAAUGUUAAUCAACAAUAUUUUCUUGGUUAUGAAAUAAAUUUAUUACCAUAUGAAAAUCUUCCAUCACUGGAAUUAAUUCUUAAACAUGGUGCUAAUGCAAAUGCUCUUUCACGUAGUGGUAUAACACCAUUAAUAAAAGCAUGUCGAGAAGGGAAUCUCGGUGCUGUAAUAUUAUUAUGUCGUUAUGGAGCUAAUGUUAAUUAUGUAACAAGAAAAUUUCGACAAAGAAAUGCACUUGUUAUAGCUAUUGAAACAAAACGAUGUGAUAUUAUUGAACAAUUAUUAAUUUAUGGAGGUUUUGUUAAUAAACAUCCUGAUUUAAGUAACUCACCUUUGGAAUUAGCUAUUCGAAAAGAUCAUGCUGAUACAGUAAAAUUAUUAAUUGCUUUUGGUUCCAAUACAAAUGAAGAAACAAAUGACGAUGUUGAAUGUGUAACACCAUUAAUUCUUGCUUGUCAAUUAUCAAAUUUAAAAAAUCAAUAUUCUAUUAUAAAAUGUCUUCUAGAAAAUGAUGCUGAUCCUAAUCAAUCGGUUUCUUAUAAUCCACAUCGUCAUCGUCAACAUGUUCCAUAUCGAACACCAUUAGUAGCUUAUAUAAAACAUGCUCGUGACCGACGUUUGGAUAUGCGUAUUAUUCGUUUAUUGAUCGGUUAUGGAGCUCGAAUUACAUUUUCAAGAGGACGAGAUAGUGUAUUACGAUUUUUACGUCGUUUUCAAUCAAAUCUAUAUUUAAUUGAAUUGCUUUGUGAUGCAGCUUAUUCAUAUCAUCCAAGUUAUAUUGCUGAAUGUACAGAACUUGAUGAGAAAACAAAACUAGAAAUAUAUCAACGAGCAAUAACACCAUGUUCAUUAAAAAAUAUUUCACGUAAACAAAUUCGAACAAAUUUAUUUAAUUCACCAACAAAAAUACGUAUUGAUCGUGCUGUAAAACAAUUAGAUUUACCAAAUUUUCUGCAACGAUAUUUACUCUUCAAUGAUAUUUAA
This is a messenger RNA of Rotaria sp. Silwood2, 1443 nucleotides long. NCBI's taxonomy places the organism in Eukaryota, Metazoa, Rotifera, Eurotatoria, Philodinida, Philodinidae. The record is from the annotation of a GenBank genome assembly.